GGUUGGGCGCGGGGCCGUGUGACCCCGCUCGGGGUCCGGAAGGCGUUGUAUCCGCAGUCGGAUGCGGAGGGGCUGGUCCUUUGCCUGGGUGCAUCUGGUCUAUGUGGCUGCCUGCUUCACCCAUGGCAGGUAACUGUAAGACCAAUGGACGAAGAGGACAAUGCAAUAGAUCUCUAUAAUAAUGCAAACCUAGAGAAACAGAACGAAGCUGCAAGAAUCAUUCAGAGGUCUUGGAAAAGAUAUAUUGAUACCCAUAUUUUUCAAUACUACAAAGGACUUAUCAGUUUUAAAAUGGUAGGGGAACCUCGUCUUUUGAUGAAAUACAUUGACCCUGUAGAGGCAGAUUUCCUAGAUGCCGCAGCAGGUGCAUAUAUCAGAUUCAGACUGGGCGGUGAAACUUCUCCUUUUUACUUACUACAGCAAAUACCUACCAGCUAUCCUCCAAAUAUAUACUAUAAAAUAUUCACUCAUAGACCUGUUGUAGAUAUGUGUGCUAACAGCCCUAAAGAUUAUUCAAAGUUGGCAUCCAAACAGAGUCUGACAGAAAAGAUUCAUGGAAAGAUUUGGAAAGAUGAUGGCAGUGGCUGGUACAAACGUGUAGAGAACAAUGGUUGGAGACUUCUUUCUGCCAAAGCUUGGAAAAGCAUGGAUCCUUUCACAACUGAAGACAACAAAAAGGAAAUACAAUUUCAUUUCUCUAAGCUGAAGAGGAAGCAAGAUGUUGAAACGAGAAGAAAAAGGAAAAAAAUUGAAUGGCUGAAAAAAAUGUAUUCCUCAGGAAGCCUGUGGGUCAAAACAGGUGACCCUACCAUUACAACUUUAAUUCAGAGAGCUGCAGACGGCAUUAUUGAUGCCACUGAGAAAGAAAGAGGACAGGAUGUAAUGGAAUGGGAAGUGGAUGAAUUAUUGAAAUGGACAAAUAUACUUGACUAUGGAGAAUAUAUGAGACAGUGGAAGGAAAUUGCAACAAGCAACACUUCCGACAACUACAGGGGUCUCAGGAACAAAGACUCUACACUCGCUGGACUCAAACCCACCAGCUUGGAUGCGGCAACUCCCUCUUUGUCUCCACUCUUCUGAUCAGCAAUUUAAAGAACCUCUACUCAACAUGAAACGAAACAGAUUCUUCUUUUCCUACUGUGACUCACCAUCAUAGCCUUGUGAGCUUGAAGACUACUGUAGUCUUUUGGCCUGUAUCUACUGUGAGCUCCUUCUUGAGGAUUCACAAGGAACUCGCCAAUGGGAGUCGUCCCUGAGCACCACUCAAGGACUCCGCUUCUCUGAGAAAGGGGAACAACCUGGGAAUAGAAAACCAGUAGCAAAUACAUUACAGCAUGCAUCCUUUUAAGGGACAUGAGUAUUAGAGUAUACAGUUCAAUUCACAUAGCUUCUUCUUAUAACUUUUUCUAAUCAAUGGACGCACUUUUCUUUAGUAAAAGAACCUGCUAAUGAACAGGUAGUCAUGCUAUACUACAACAUAAUUACCCUACUGAGUUUCCAUGUUUGGUCCUCAUAUAAUAAUGCAGGUAUUACUAACUGUUCAACAUACUUUAUGGGCUAUUGAAAGCAUUUGUUUGGAUCAGUGUAUUGUGUGACAAUUAAAAUAUACAUGUGAAACUGAAGAUACUCAGAAUAUCCAGUCUCAGAUUGCUGGCUCCUACUGGACAACAGGUCACACCGCAGCUGGCUCUGACUGACCCCUCUGGUUACUGAGUAGUAAUUUUUUUGGUUUUGAUGUUUUCCUCUUCUUUUGGAGGCAGCUAUGAGAAUUUCUAAUUUAGAUUUUUGUAGAGCGUUCACCUCUUUUGCUUUAUCAUUUAAUUGUCAGCGAGGUAUGAAAGUCUCUAGUACUAAAGGUGGGAUUUGUAAUUUCGAUUACAGUUAAAUAAACAUGAUUUCCAUUAUAUACACAUUUUAAAUUAUUCUGAAACUUUUUCCUCCCUGCCCUCAUUCUUUUUACAGAAUUGCAAAACCAAACAGGUUUUACUUAUUUAUUUUUGCCAAACAGAAUGAAAUCCAUCUAUGAGUUCUUGAAACUUUUAGAGGUUACACGGUAAAAAAGGUAGGUUUACUGGCUGUUUAGAACCACAGUUCCCACUUAUCAAAUACAAAGCUCAUUCCCAUGACUUCCCCCUCUCGUUUUUUUGAUCUGUAUAAAGAACACUUCAAAAAGCCCUGAAACAAAAUCCAGUGCAGCAAUUUUCUU
This is a messenger RNA of Alligator sinensis (Chinese alligator), 2206 nucleotides long. RefSeq names its product chromosome unknown C11orf65 homolog (gene CUNH11orf65). The transcript has 11 exons. The record is from RefSeq and is a predicted model, not a curated record. Lineage: Eukaryota; Metazoa; Chordata; Crocodylia; Alligatoridae. The coding region runs from base 145 to 1080 and encodes 311 amino acids.